Messenger RNA from Biomphalaria glabrata, 13503 nucleotides. Its product is annotated as titin homolog. The record is from RefSeq and is a predicted model, not a curated record. The coding region runs from base 963 to 10418 and encodes 3151 amino acids. NCBI's taxonomy places the organism in Eukaryota, Metazoa, Mollusca, Gastropoda, Planorbidae. The transcript is spliced from 31 exons.
GUUCUAGAACCUGGCAUAGAAGUUCAGUAUGGGCUAACAGACGUGUGCUUGUGACUGUUCUUCCGCUACCUUCCAAAGCCUUUCUUUCUUUCAUUCAUUCUUUCAAUGACAUUUACGAAGAAAAACCAUUUAAAACAUACGAAAAGCCAUUAUGACGAAAAGCCAUUCUCGCGAGUAAUAUAAUACAUUUUUUCCCGCUUUUUUUUUUUCUUUCGAUUUUUUGCUGGAAGAAUUGACGGAAGAAAAGAGACGAAACAGGAAGAAUACGCAACAAGGCCAAGAGGCAACACGAAGCGAUCAAGACAGAGGAAGGCUUCUCCAUUCUCCAAGACGAUCUGCCAAGGAACAACAAAACGAUAUUAAGUACUUUCGAUUUCGUCGCCAUCUUGGAGAAUUGUUGGUGUAUCUUCGUUGGUGUCUUGAUUUUCUUUUCAAGCCAAAUUUCACGAAAAUAGCACACGUUUUUUUUUCACUGCUGUCUUUCUGAGACAAGACAGAAAGGAAAGAAAGAAUACCAAAAAAGAGAAGACAGAAAAUACAAUAUUUGUCUGCUAUUCAUAAACGCUUUCUGUCCGGCAUUGUCAACGGAGCCAAGAGAAGAUAAUCUGUUUACAAGAUUUCUAUGCCGGCUUUAGGAAGAUAAACUAUCUACAUUUUCUAUGCUGGCUCCGACACCUGAGGUGAAAGGUAAUAUAGAAAAAUGUUUACUGAUGCUGAAUACUUUGGAUUACUUUAAACAUUGGAUAUACACAUAUAUUUUGUAGGAAUGUGAAUUUUACGGAAGAUUGAAAUAUUAUAUAAAGAGUCCUGCGUUUACUAUCUGUGGUGUUAAAUUAAGAUAUAGUGAGCCAUAUUUCUUAGAAUGGAUUUAAUAUUUGAUUUUGAGAUCUGCUGAAUCAAUAGAAAAUUUGACAACACAUAUUUUAUAACUGAAAUAAAAAAGAACCACAAAAGUUUUCAAAAUGUCUGACAACGAAGAUCCACAAAAAUGUGUCGUCUGUUCAGUGUUCGAGCCUCAAGCGUGGAGGAAAUCUCUAUGCAGGAACUGCUUUCAUUCCUUAGAGGAACAUUCGGAGGAACUUCUCGCCCAAGAAGCAGAGGCUGUGGCAAAAGAAAAAGACGGUGAAGCUCCAGCUGUGUCGAAACCCUCUGCCACCGACUCCAGUGCGCCUCAACCGGACGCUUCUAAAUCAAAGGAGGUAGCGUCGAAAGCGUCCAAAGGUGGGCCCGCUCCUGAAAAAGAUAUAAAAGCAAAGCCCACCGCUGGUAAGGAAGAGAUAAAAACACCAUCUUCAAAAGAAGCCUCUUCAGGAAAAGAGGCUGUGAAACUGAGCCCUAAGAGUAGCUUUACUGUAGCUAUGGUGAGCGGCAAAUCCAAAACAGUCACCUCGACACCCACACCAGCUACUUCUUCGCCCUCAAAAUCCCCACCUAAAACAACGGUGGCUCCAUCGUCAUCCACAGCAUCUUCCCUCUCAACAACAACGACAACUUCGUUGUCAUCAUCAACUUCAUCUACAUCAACGACAUCAACCAGUGCUCAAAAAACGACAUCCGUUUCCUUGGCGAAGAAUUUCGCUUCCAAAUUUGAAUCCAAGGCUGCCAGUCUCGCCAAGGAAAAAUCCCCUUCAAAAUUUCCAGACACUCGUGGUGGAGGCCCUUCCGUUUCUGUGGUCACAGGAAAAAUCUCCAGUGAUCCAAAAGCUGACUCUAAAUCCAGCUCAUUAAGUAAACCUACAGACACGAAAUCUGCAGAUACCACAAAGCCAUCAGACAGUAAAACAGCUGACUCAACGAAAGUAAUAGCGCCAAAAGUUGAUACUAAAAACCUUAAAAACGACGAAGGUGAGCAGUCGUCACCUAAAACCUCAACAACAGACUCAAAAACAAACAUUUCACCAACAAAAGACGAAAGCAGCAAAAAUACCGAGGACAAAAUCAAAAGUCCACCAUCCGACUUAAAGGAUAAGAAACAAACAUCUUCCAUAAAAGCAGACGACAAAGACACUAAAAGCACGCUAGCUUCCCGCUCAAAAUCCGCUCCUUUUGGAAAAGACUUGCUUAAAAGUAAAAAGGACUCAGUUAAGAAGGAGCAGUCCCCAGUGAAAGACAUACCUGAUUUAAAAUCGAAAGAAAACGGAGCAAAUAAAGCAAAGACUCCUGUCCCUAAAAGUCUAUCGACGUCUCCGAAUGACAAAGAGAAAUCGUCGACUUCAUCUAAACCAACGACAAGCAAGACAGCAGACGACAAAACGAAGAAGAACGGAGACAAUUCAACGAUCAAAACUUCCGAUAAACUGCGGCAAGGAGAUGGCAGUUCUUCAGAAUCUAAGUCUCCUUCUCCCAGUUCACGUUCAUCUCAAGGGCCUGAACAAACAGAUUCCGCCGCUGUAAACAAAAAUGCUCACCCCGCCAAGCCUGUGACAGGUAAAACUGGAGAUAACGGAUCGGGCGGGCAAACAUCUGGCCCCGCAGACGGCUCUAUCAAGACAUCAGAUGACGUCAAGGACCCAAACCAGAAUAACAAGAAAGAUACGAGUCCCAAAGCAUCACCCGCUAAGUCGGACAGAGACAAGAGCUCGCCUUACAGAGAUCGAGGCAAAGACGAAGGUAGCGGUGCAGCGAAAAAAGGCGAUAACCUCUCGCCUCCUACUGGCAAACCCGGCGGCCCUCCAACUUCAAAAACAUUGCCUCUCUCGGCCUCGAAAUCUGCGUCAAAACUACCAUUCGACAAAAUCAAAGACACGAAACUCGACUCAAACAAAGACAAUAAGUCAAGCAAAGUCAAAGAACUCGACAAAUCUCAGGACAAGACAACACCCUCGCUUAAGACUCAACAGUUCGAGAAAAGAGAUGAAGCAACAUCUAGUAGCUCUCCCAAAAAAGGAAACGAAAAAUCCACCGAGUGCAAUGACAACGAUCUCACCAAAAGGCUAACAGAAGAGCUGAAAGAAAAAGCCGAAGCUCUAUCAAGUCUUAAUACCCAACUGACAAAAAUGGAAGAAAAGAUCAAAUCUUUGGAACUAGAAAAGGAGAAGAUACGAAAAGAAUCAGCUCAAACAGUCAAUGAUGACUUAGAGAAAUUGUUAAAAGAACUCAGGUCUCAGAUAUGUGGCCUGGAAGGCCAAUGUUCUAGACUUGAAAAGGACAACCAGGACCUAUUAGUCAAACUCAGGGAAAAGGAUUCCAAAAACAGUCCAGCAACUGACAAGAAGCACAUUGACAAUUCCGUCUUAGAGGAGGAUCUCGAGGCUGCUGAGAAAGAGCUGGAGGAGGUCAAAGAAGAGAAUAAAGAUCUCCAGAGCCAGAUAAUGGAGAUGAGAAACGAAAUGGAUGAAAUGUAUGACCACUUCCGGGAAGCGGAGCACGACGAGUUCCGAGAGCUUCAAAAAGAGUUGGACCUGACCGCCAAGAACUGCCGUAUCUUGCAGUUCAAGCUCCGCAAAGCGGAAAGGCGGAACGACCAAAUCGAAGAGGAUCGCAUCCACUACGAAGAGAAGCUUCGAAGGCUGCAGGAUCAGUUCGACUCUCAAGACGCCAAGAACCACAUCCGCGUGCUGGAGGAGGAGCUUCGAAUGGCCAAGGAAGUGUCUGUUCGUCUGCACGAUGAACUGGACAUCGUUGAGGACAAGAGAAACAAGACACUUGAAGAAAACAGACAUCUGACCGAACUCCUAGAGCACACAGACAAACGUCAGUUUAGGAUGGAGAUGGAGAUUGAUAAACUUCGUGACAUUGUCUCUGACUUGCGUCAGCAACUGAAAGAAGCCAAGGGCAACAAUAACAAGGAAUCAACUUCUCCAGAUCGCAAGCCACCACUGGGCGCCAUCGGCAAGCAAGGGAGCAAGGAAUAUGACGUGUCUCAGCUGAUGAAGGACCUCUGUGACACCAUGGAGAGGGAAAACGACCUUCGUGAUCAGCUAAAGUUUACGGAGGAAGAGUCCAAAAUGCUUCGCAAGAGGGUGUCCAGCAUGGACGAAGAGAACGAGUAUCUGCGUCUGCAGUUGCAGAAGAUGAGCGAGAAGGCGAGCAAGCACAAGAAGAAAGAGAAGGAGAGGCAGAGAGAACUGGAAGAGGAGAAGAAACACACAGAGUCCAUAAGAGCAGCUUUGGGAAGCAGUGGUCUGUCUGAUGACGUAAUAUUAAUCGUAGGCGCCGACGGAAAUGACAUCAUCGAUGGCGACGAGCCUAUUCCGGUGUCGCAAAGGAAGGACUCCACCGACGAAGAUCUCAUGAACGUCAUGCAGCUCCGCGUGCAGCUGGAGAUGGUGGAGCAAGAGCUGAUGACGUCACACAAGAAGUUGGACGACAUGGACUUGGAGAAUGAGAACCUGCAAGCGGAGGUGAAGUUUCUACAAGAGCGGCUUGCUGAGAAAGAGGCUGCAUCCACAUUGACCCUCGCUGAGCCCUCCACCCCAAACGCUUACUACGAGGACAAGUUGCGCGAGCUGUCUCAAGAAGCAGAUGACCUGAGGUGGAAGCUUAUAGAGAAAGACAGAGAGAUAGAGAGACUCAGUGUUGUCCAGACUCGACAUAUCCGAGAACAUGUCCACCACAAGAAAGACGACAAACUGAAAAAGUCCAAAUCCUUGGACACAGACACUGAGCCUGCUUCCAGUGAACUGAGGCGACAAGUGGACAGUCUACAGAUUGAGAUCAUUCGCUUAAGACAGAAACUGGAAGAAACAGAAGAGAAAAUUGAGGAACUUCAAACUGAAAAUGAAGAUUUGAAGAAUCGAACCCCGGUCCCCUCGGUUAGAGCUGACGACGCUCCGUUGGAGAACAUCGAUCUGAGGGAGAAAGUACGUAAGCUGGAGGAGGAGAACAAAGCCCAGGCGGACAAGAUUAAACUUUUGACGGACAACCUUCAGAGGCUGUCACGUGAUAGCAGGACCUUCACAUCCAGUGCCACGUCACCGACAACUCCAGGUAAACUUGGCAUUCCCGGGAUUCCACUUUUUGGACCGGGAAUCCUGGCGGCACGCGCCGAUUCAGAACCAGCCAAUAGACAAGAGGAGCCAAAGUCACGUGCACAGCAGCAGAAGAUUCAGUUUGAGAAUGCGGAGAGGAAAGGGAUAACGGUGGAGUCGCCGGUGGAGGGGAACGCAGUGGAAAUAAGCAGCGAGAAACGUGAGUACGCGAAACCGUUACUCGUGAGCACAGCAGCGCCCUCUUCGACGUCCACGCGAGGGGUGCCGGGAGACUUAGGAGGGGAGCUGAGAAUCGACGCCUCGUUCAGCAUAACGGAGGUCUCCUCGACACGCGAGUAUCCCCUGAGAGGCGCCGACGAAGGAUUACGAGCGCUCGAAGCCGAGCCCGGGGCCAAAGAAUUCUACUCACAGCACUCACUUGAUCACAACGUUAGGACCGAGUCCAAGGGCCAUAUGGAGAAGGCUGGAGCCAAGACGGAGGGCGCCAAAGGAGGUGGAGGAGGGGGAGGGGGCAGCAAUAGCGACUACGACAGAGACAGUGACGAAGAGUCAGAGGCCAGCGUGUCGCGACGCAGGAUAGACAGUGAUGACGAGCCGAUACCACGGUCAAUUCUUUUGGACUAUCCGGAAUUUAAAUCGAAAGUGGCUAUUUCCGGCGAAGAGUCUCGAGUGGAGCUAAUGGAGAAGGUUCUAGACAUGGAUGACGAAAUCAGUGUGUUACUGAAUGCACUUAGGGAGAGGGAGAGUCUGACAGAGAGGCUGCUGAGUAAGACCAAAUAUCUGAAGAUGCAGCUCAGGGAGUUGAAAGAGGACAGCCGGAGAACGGAGCUGGAGCUGCUCCAGGAGUUGGAUAUGCUGCACGAUAAAAACAGUGUCAUGAGCAACCUGCUGGACAUCAUCAACGAGAGGGCGGAGGCAGCUGAGGAGGAGCUGGAGCGCAGGGUCCAGGAGACCACCACCCACUCCCCAGCCCGCAGCGCCAGCAACGUCAGCCAGGUGUCGGCCCUGAGCGACACCAGCAUGGGCAGCGACGAAGUGUUCCUUACCGCCCACUCCGCCAAGGAGGGCGUCAUCACGCGCGACUGGGAGGUAAGGAAUUGUGUGCUGGACUACGCCGAGUUCCGAGAGGGUAAAUUAAAAGUUAGGAUCGAGUCCCUGGAGCGGCUUCUGGCCGAGGAAAGGCAGAAGGUCAGCAUGAUGGAGAGGAAGCUUCUUCUGGCUGGGAUCGACACCACGGCGCCCUCUGUGUCCGAUGACGUCAAGCUGAGGAUGAGAGAGAAGGAGAUGUUGCAAGAAGAGCUUCUCAAAAGUCAACGUCAUCUUCACAUCGCCACAGAUCAAAUCCAGGGAUUAAAGGAGAGGAUAGACAUCUUGGAGGAAGAGCGCCAGAGAUUGAAAGAGGAUUAUGGGAAGCUUUACGAUGAGGUCGGAAAAUCCCAUUCAGAUGAAGAAACUCAAACAGUUCUAGAGCCCACGACGUCUACUUCAUUAGAGACACCGCUCCUGGCUACACAGACGCCCAAGCUAGAAACACAGGCAACCAAUCACCUCCUAAACUCCACCAGAAGUGACCCAGUUUCCAUGCCAACUUCCGAGCUGAUGGAACAGUUGGUUCUGUACAAGGCGAAGGCUAAGGAACUGGAGUUCAAAGUUGAAGAGAUUAACGACACAUGGAACUCAAAGAGCCACGCUACAGACAAAGAGAAGGAAGAGCAUGAACAACUGUUGGAAGAGAGAAAUAACACAAUCUCAAAACUGCAAGAGACAAUCGAGAACCUCAAAUCGGAACUUUGCGCGAAGGUCAAGGUGAUUUCAGAGUUUGAGGUGACCGUGCGAGAGAAAGAGCUGGCCAUGAGCAAGCAAGAAGACUUGGCCAAAGAGCAGGAGGUCGAGAGCAAGAGACUGGAGUCGGAUCACCAGACGUUGCUGAAUCAAAUCUCUCAGAGGGACAUCACGAUCCGAGGACUGAACGAGUCCAUCAGAAUACGAGACGAACGUCUAAGAGAGAAGGACGACAUUCUGUUCAAGCUCAACUCCACGAUUGACGAGCACAAGAAGGAAAUGAAACAUCUCGGGGAGAAGCUCCUAAGGACGUCCAGCCUCAUCAGCGAGAAGGACGCCGCCAUUUCGGUCCUACGAGGACAAAUUUCGAGUUCGUCCGUCUUGCUCAGGGACACCCCCGCGAGCUGCCAGACGGACGCUGAGAAAGAGAGCUUCCGGCUGAAGGAAGCUCUCAACAGCCUCCAGCUUGACCAUGACCACCUGGUCAAUGAGAAGAAGCAGCUGGAGGCUACGUUGGAAAAAUCCAGGCAAGCGUUGGACGAAGCUAUGCUCAUGUGGGACAGGGAGCGCAAUGACCUACAGAGAGAGGCCAACAUCCUGGAAGAGAAGGUCCGAAUGUACGAGGCCUACAACACCAUGGGCAAAGAUGAGACCAUCGAGACGCUGAAAGAGGAGGCGCAGGGCUAUUUUAAUGAGAAGGAGGCCCUCGUGUGUGAGCUCAGCACUUUGAGGCUGAAACACGAGUCCUCAGAGAGAGUCAACAAGGAGCAAAUGGCCAAACUGCAGGCGGAGCUUACGGACAAACUACGUCUGCUGAAAAUGGAAGUAGACAGCAGUAGUCACAUGACCACAGAGAUGGAGAGACUUCGCAGACAGGCUGAAAUGGCCUACAGGCUCCAACAGGAGCAACGCGUGAUGAAGGCCGAGCAGCUGGCCAUGAAGGUUCGCUACGAGACACGUAUUGACAAAAUGAGUAAAGAACAAGAUAAAAUGCUUCUAACGAUCGAGAAGCUGCAGAAAGAGAGAGAGUUGGACAAGCAAAUCAUUCAAGGCAUCCAGAACAACCUGAGUUUGGUGAAAGACAAAUACACCGAGGAACUGUUGAGGUCAGAGGAAGACAAGACAGCACUAGACAGACAGCUGAAAGAGAUAGAGGAAUCCAGAGGACACAUUGAGGAGCUCCAGAGGCAUGUCCGGGAUCUGCGCGAGAAAACGUCUGACCAAGACAGGCUGAGAGCUGAGCUCAUCAAUAGAUUCGCCACUGACAGAGCCAGCUGGGAGAUCGAGAAAGCGAAUUUUCACAGCCAGAUAAACCAGUUGGAAGAGCAGCUCACCUGCACCUCGCGCCAACAGGAGCGGUCAAAAGAUAUCCAGGUGAAUAUGGGCAUGGCCUGGGAGAAGGAACGCAGGGAACAGAGGCGACUCCUUGGUGAGGCACACACCUUGGCCCUGGACCUACAGGAACAGCUGAGGGCCAGAGAGGAGACGGCGGCACACGAGCGGAAAGAGCUGAUACGUCAGAUGGAGAGUGACCGCUUGACCUUCGCCAAAAUGACCAGAGAAACGGAGAAAAAAAUGUUGGAGCUGGAGUCUUCAGUCCGGAACGCUGCAACUCUGCAGAAAAGAAUGAAGGAGACCCAAGACAAGUGCGACAAGGAAAGUGAACUCUGGCGUAAAGAGAAAACUGACCUGCUUCGUCUGUUGGCCGAGUCCAGGCAUAGCCACAACAGGGAUAUAAAGGCGGUGGAGGAUGUGCUUAGUUCGUUGAUUAGGCUACGUGAACUUGGCAUGAUGUUGAACAUCCCCUCAAAAGACAACAUUGGCACAAACAAAGCAGACUUGGACCAGGAUACGUUGGACUUUGUCAGGGAGGCUGUGCUCCACAUUUGUCGAGCCGCUGACGAACUGACCAACAUCACCAACCAGACAACGGACGAAGGCUCCGUCAAAACGAUAUGCAGUUCUGAAGUUGACCUGCUUAAAAGCGAAUUCUGUGAUAAACGUCACGUGGGAAAUGAUGUCUUCGUCAUCGCUGACGUCGUCACCACAACGACGACAAGGACCACGAGGAUCGAAGAGGAGUCCAAAGGCGUCACUCGCCUUGUGCAGGAGUCAGGAACACACCAGAAGUCGACCUCCCUUGACCCUAUGCCAAAAGCUCAGAAAGAGUUUGCCUCAGCUUCUGAAGAGAUCAGCUCAAACCGUGAAAAGGACAUCGCUCCAGUUCGUGCCACGGAAGUGCCCGUUACUUUACGUAACCUCGACAAAGCCUCGCCUUACCACGAACGCCCACCUUCCUAUUCCUCGGGCUCGAGAAGCGCUCAAAACUCUCGUGCUACGACACCGGAAGUUCCCGAAAGCAGCCCAGUGAUAUCUAACACAUUACCUUCACGAAAAUCGGGACUUCCCACGCCACCUCCUAGUUACGUCAUUCCCAGUGUAAAAUUCCCUAUUUCCUAUCCAUCAAAUCAAACAAAGCCUUUGACUUCUGUUCCGUCUUCAGCCUCUACAACAACUUUCAAACCAAAAAGGCCAGUGACAUUCUUGAAAAGCCUGUCCGUGGACAGUGCCCCUCUCUCUCCUCAGGUUACGGAGAGGCCUGAACCAUCCAGCCUUUCCGCCAACAAUACACCAAAUCUACCAGUGACAUGCUCAGAAAUGAUUUCUUCCUUGUCCACCUCAGCUGUGAUAUCCUCUCCCUCGGAACACUUUCUCUCUGUCUCAGGCGCUGUAGGUCCUCGCUCGUCCUCGUUUUCCCAUUCUACUCGUGAUCGCUUCUCUCCAAGAACAGCGAGGCGUAAAUUUUUCGAGGAGCUAACAGUUUCCUCCACAACACCAGCAGCCUCUUCUCAAUUAGGUUACCAGUCGUGGCCUGAGCGAAGGAGCGUUUCUUCGAGCUUGCACUUAAGGCAACAGUCACUUCCGGAUCCCAACGAGGUGAGGCGUGAGGCAGAAGAAGAGCACAGCCUCGUGGUCUCAAAACUAGAGCCUCUUUUCCAGAAAGGAGGCAUUAGAACAUCGGCAUCUUGGGAUGAUCAAAUGCAUUUCAGCCACUUCCAGGCAUCGAUGGAAAUACCAAGCGCUGAAGCUUCCAAGCCGACGCCAACUAAAGACUCAGCUGAUGGCACGCAAGAAACUGCCAUCUCUACCAUCGUGACGUCAACCACUUCAUCUUCUACGAUUUCUAAACACGGAGCUAAAGAAAAGAGGAAGUUCUUUAAAAAAUCCUGCAGUUUGGACUCCACCAUCGGCUCAACAAUCGCCAGUGUGGGCGUAUCCGUCAUGCCGCCAGCCGCUCCUACCGGAUUCACCCCUGCAGACAUCUUUGCCGCCGUUAAAGGCAAGUUGAAACCGGUGUUUAAAAAGAAAACCAGCGGCGCCGCGACAAAAACCAAUGAGGUGAGGCCACCAUCUCCACUUUUUAUACAAACAGAGGUCCCCGACGUUCACUUUACAGGCCACACUAUUACUCCAAUAUCAGAGCCUCUGCCUGAAGUUGACGUUGACCCCUCGGAAAGUCUUGACCAAGAGAGCAAAGAAUAUUUAACAGAGCUUCCAUUUGACAGGUCAAGAGAAACUCACAGAAAUCAACCUGGGAAAUGGAGGUCGAGGUCGGCCGACAGGAUAACCUCCUCGACCAGUGUUCCGUGCGACGUCAUCAGGCCUGUGUCCGGUGUAUGGAAAUUUAAUGAGACUGCGGUAUAACAAAAUUAGGGUCGACAUCUAGAUAUAACUAUUUACGAAAUCUUAAAUGUGGUAAAUUAAGACAUGAAUUAAAUUAGAAACACUAUUGAAAUAUAGUGAAAAAGUGUUUUCUGUGUAAAAUACUUGCAAUGGGAAGAAAUUCUUUUGAUGAAUGGUUAAAAAAGUAUUUGAAUGAAAACUUGACAAGUGCAGUUGAUAGAUUUUGUAUUGUUAUAGGUAAUGUGGUCUAAUUAGUGGCUAUACAAUGUUGACUUUUGAAAUGAUUUGUUUCUGCCCAGCAAUACCAUAGAGGUACAUUCGCAUUAACAACAAUAUAGGUCACCGUUUAAAAGGUACCUGGUUUGAUACUCUUCAAAAGUCGAAUUUUAGGAAAGACUGAGUAUGACGAUGGAAUGAAAUAGUUCAUUUAAAUACGAGCCACAGUGGCUAGCUACGGAUUUGGGGGCCCGGAUGUAAGCUUGACCUUUUUAGAUGCCCCUUGCUUUUUGACAUUCGACAUCAUGACAUGAGAUAAUGUACUUUAUAGAUAAUUAAGUCUAAAUUCCAAUUGAUACAGAAUAUAAGUAAAAUUAACAAAACAUAAUCAUAACGACUCUUUUAAAGAAUAGUACCGUUGCUUAUUGGCGAGAUAAUGCACAAGUGACCAAUCUCAAUCCCCAUCGUCUCAAGUCGUGUUUUCUGUGCUCUAACGUUAUCUAGAUUAAUGCUUUUUUUUUACUCCACAUAAAUAUCAAGAUUACAAGGUAGUGGCGUAAUAUUUAAUGUAAAAAAUAAAAUAGGACAUUAAUUUGGGGGAACUCUCAAGUGGUGGCCCAGGAGGAUUUCGGAAUUAGGACCUUUUCCCCAUCCUAGCUACGCCACUGCGAGCCUGUCUUGGUAUAUAGGUAGUUUUGUAAUCAAUAGGCAUCUAUAUUAUAUGGAUGAGCUAAUAUAGUUUGGUUAUACAAGUUAAAUACAUGAAAAGUGUUAUUUUUAUUGAUAAAGCUUUCAAAACAAAACCCUUUAAAAAAGUGACCAUUGAAUGAGGUGAAAAAAACAACAGCAACAAAAUGACACAAGGACACAAAAAUAUUUCUUUUGACCUCGAUGCUAGGGCUAACUACCAAAAUAAAAUUUUAACAUUUCAAAUACUGUUCAAGCUUGGAAUGGGUUGCCUGAAUCAUACAGAAAUAAGGACACAAAAAUAUUACUUGUCCUCGAUGCUAGGGCUAACUAGUAAAAUAACAUUUCAUUCAAAUACUGUUCGAGCUUGGAACGGGUUGCCUGAAUCAUACAGAAUCACUUAUAACCUAAUUUGAAUCUCUGAAUAAUCCUAUAUCCCCGUACACUGUCUUUAGGAAGAUAUGCUCUAUUUAGUACUAUUAUGUACGUAUUAUGUACGUAUUAUGUACGUAUUUUAAGAACUUUUUAUCAUUAACAUGUUUAUACCAAAAAAAUUCCUUUUAUCUUUGCUUCAUCAAUUCUAAUUGUAUUAUGUAGGCCCCUAGAGAAGUAAAGUUACCCUUUGCACUGCACCGAAGUAAAACAAAUACUCAUGGGAUUAGUGUCAUACUCUCAGAAGAAAAAAAGCGAAAAUAUCAGUUGUAAACAUUUUGUUCUUGUAAAUAGAAAUUUUCCCUCUUUAAAGUUCCUCGUCUUAUUAAAAAAACAACAAAAACUCAUUGUUCGAUUGUUUACAUUAUUUUGAAAAAAGCUUUUUUAUUAUUAUCUGAGCAAAUCUAUUUUAUUUGAUUAACGGAGACUGUUUAGAAUCCAAAGGUUUCAUUUCCCGUAUGCAAGGGAGUUGUAAGACUGCUGCUGAUAUAGAAGGCACAAUUUUGUGGUUAGUCAUAACGAUGAUUGGUCAGUUGAAUGAAAUGUCCUCUCCUGGUCAUUUACACUUCGUUGCUUUUGUCCAUUAGUUAAAAGCCUCUCUAUUGGUCAGGGGCAAAAACUGCGACUCUUAUUUUUUUUUUUAGUAGGAAUACAAUGUUGGGUUACUGGUCGAAAUCAGGGAAUUCAUCUGAUCAAGUGGUCAGCUACGUUGUUACGCCAAGCAACGCAAUGCAUUAAUCUGGUAUGACAAUAAGGCGCCAAUACUAAUAAUAAUUAUAACAAUAUUUAUUGUCUUCUAGUCCGAGUUAAUGAGCAGUGAAGUAUUUCACGUGGCUACACAGACCUAGCUAUGACCUAUAUAUUUUGCCUGUCUCUACGCUGACAAACUUUUGGUGGCCGAUAUAAUUUCUCUUUUGGCUGUCCACUUCUGUCUGUGGCUGUAGCUUUCAUUUUAGUUACCAGUGUGUAUCCCGCAGACUUUGUGAGAGAACUCCGACUCUCUCUACUUGAAGUAUUUUGCUGCCAGAAGUAUUUCUCUUUGCCAGUUAAGUCAAGCAGGCCCUUAAAGAUUUUACAGGGGCACUUUAAUGUAUAGGCUAAAUGAAUAGAAAUGACGGCUGAAGAGUCUGCUAUGUUUUCUUAAGGUUACCGACGACAUUGUUAAAAGAAUAUGCUAGGAGUUGCCUGAAUCAGCCAGGAAUACUAAUGAAAUAGUAGAUGGAAUGUCAGUAACUUUUAAGAAAAGAUACAGACAAAAUCAGUCAUAGCAAUUUUGUCAAAAAAAACCUGGCACGUAACUUUGAACUUGUCAGUUCUGCACAUUUAAUUUUUUUUAAUUUUUGUUAUUUUGUAGUUGACAUUAGAAAUUUCUAGAAUAUGUUAACUGAUAGUUGUUUUAACUGCAGUGAUCUAUAAAUAGAUUAGUAUUGUUUCGUUAUGAGUGCAGUGCAAGAUUUUUUGGAUUGAUUCGUAAUUAUGAUAAAUAGAACUGAACUUUUACCGCACUCUUAGUUUGUAUAGUUCUGUGACUUAUUCAGCUUAUGCAAAGUAGAGAAAAAUGCUCUUUGUUUAUUGUAUCAGACAUUUGUUAUUUCUUUGUGUUCUGUAUCAACACCAUGUUCCCAAAAUGUCGUUUAAGUCGUUAAUAUAAUAAUAUAAUUUAUUUCAAUGAAAUCUUUACCUAUAUAUUUUAUUUUGUUUCGUAUGUUUCUUGUAAAUAUUUUGAAACACCAUAACUGUCAGAUAGAAUUAACACAUGUUUCAACCUAAA